Malania oleifera is the source of this 1510-nucleotide messenger RNA. RefSeq lists its product as uncharacterized. Bases 171 to 1244 code for a protein of 357 amino acids. The record is from RefSeq and is a predicted model, not a curated record. The transcript is spliced from 6 exons. Lineage: Eukaryota; Viridiplantae; Streptophyta; Magnoliopsida; Santalales; Ximeniaceae.
UGAGAUGCCAAAUGGGAAAAUUAGAAGAUUUGCAUCGAGGCAAGUAAUGACAUUUUUUCGAGUAUAAAUCUUCAGUAUUUUCUUAUUCUUCUCUCUGAAUCGAUCUUUGUCCUGGACAUUUCGACUCUCUCCAUUCUCGCCACCAUCUUCGUCUUCAUCAGACCAGAGCUAUGAGCAUGGAGGAGGCCAGUAAAGAGCAAUCUGCUUCCUCUGGUGCCGCUGGGAAAUCGAAGCUGCGGUAUCCACUGCGAUCGGCGACAAAACCAAGGGAGGAGAGAUUGUCCCCCGUGGACUCGUCCAACUCUUCCGCUUCUAAGAGGGGGAGAACUGCAUCAAGUGUAAGUAAAAGUGUGGGUGUUCUUGAUCUUUCAAGCAAGGACAAACCAGCGAAGCCACCCAGAAGGCUCUCCAUUCCCACCAAGUCAUCUGCCAGCCCAGCUCCAAAAUCAGUAGGUACCAUCACCCCAAUUUCUGAGGUAAGAAAGAGGCCUGUCAAUUAUACUCUGGGGAAAAGUGAUACACCACGGUCAGAUGUUUCUAAAUCAUUGAGCCGACAAAGGUUCAACAUAUUAUCCUCUCCAUCUUAUUGGCUGAAACAUAUCAAGUGCGCUGAAACAGCUGCUAAGCACUCAGUUUCACUUGGAUUCUUCAAACUUGCUCUGGAGGCUGGGUGUGAGCCUCAGCUGCUGCGGGAUGAGCUAAAAUCUUAUGCACAUCGACACAACUUAGUUGAGCUUGGGGAAACUGUGAAAGAUUUAUUUGAAUGUUAUAACAUUUCAGAAAACUUGGAGCAGUUGCAGGUUUCUGAAACCAUAUCACAAGUGCUGGACGAAGCAGCUCGAUCUUCUGAUGAUGAUGCCCGUAGUUCUUCCACAUUGGGAGCUAGGGGACUAAAGCCAAAGUCAUUGAAUACUGAUGAUGUCCUAGCUUCUUCAGUUACAGAGUCAGUCAAGAAGGAGAAUACUCAGAAGCAUACUCCUGCAUCAAGGACCAGAGGUUCUUUGAAUAAGAAGUCUCUGAACUCAAAAGUUGCUUCUGAUUCUAAAGGUAGCAACAUGCAAAAGAAGCUUCCGAGGCAAAGUAUGCAAGAAUCUAAUAAAGGAAAGGGCAAGAUCAAGAAGCAAGAAAAGGAAUGUGUUGAAGAAGGUGAUGUGAACACUUUGCCAACAAAUGAACUACAGCAAAACAAAGAGAACAUGGAUGCUCCAUUAAUGGAAGAGAUUAGUUUGGCUGAAGUCAUAUAGGCAGAUAUCCUGCCUUGAAGAGUUCUGGACUUUAUAAAUUCUCCUGCUCUUGUUGGCUUUGUCUUAAAGAUUUUUUUUUCGUUUUUCCCAGUGAGGGCUUUUCCUUUGUAUGUAUAAUGAGGUUAAGUUUGAAAGAAAAUGUUUGGCCAGGUGUGAAAUUACUUUAAAUUUGUGCCUUGUUGGUGGUUAGAAUUAAAAUAUUUGUAUCUAAAUACUACAUAAUUAUUUUGGUGAUUUUAAAUUGUCUUGAAUUUUUAUUACUUCAA